Molecule: messenger RNA, 2976 nt
Organism: Cuscuta campestris
Lineage: Eukaryota; Viridiplantae; Streptophyta; Magnoliopsida; Solanales; Convolvulaceae
Source: the annotation of a GenBank genome assembly
GUUGAUUCAUAUCCUUGACCACAUAUAGAGGAUCGUCAACUCUCUAUAAGGCCCGGAGUCAAAGAUUCAAAGGCCUUUUGGUUACUUUGAACCCCCACUCACCUCAAGCGCUCAAACAAUGAUUCCAAAAGAUGAAAAAGUUUAUAAAAGAGCGAAUCUUUCUUUCAUUCUAACUCCCAUGCACAAAGUAUUCAUGAAGAACAUUUGAUACACUUUAAUAAACUUUAACGUCUAAUGAUGAAAAUAUUUUGCAGGUCUCCUUGAACUACUCAAGCAUAAGAAUUGUAAUCUAUUCACAUAAAAGAACAUUACAUAUUUUCAUUAAAUCAAGAGUUGUUUAUUGCGCUUAAACAAUCCCAAUUUUUAUGAAAAUAACAAACAAGAAUACCAAGACAUAAACAAUCACUUUAUAACGAAUCUUAAGGAAAACGUUCAACUUAUGUGGCUAAGAAGUUCAUUUACCUUAAAAUUUUACAAAACACAAGUCACAAAAAAGAUUCACGUAUGAAUUCGAGAAUCAUUUAACUAAAAUAUGGAGCUAAAUUAGCUUCAAUGAUAACCGAAUUCGACAUACCAACCUACUUAUGAAAUCAAAUUUAUAAUUCAACCAAAUUAACAUCAAUUUGCGCAAAAAUUGAAGAAACUAGUAAGAAUCAAUUUUCAUUCAUAAGGGAUUUAAUAUAACAUUAAAAAAAACCAUAAAAGAACACCAACCAUUUUGGAAUUUUUGAAAUUCACACAAGGAAAAAAAGUGUAAAUUUGAAUUGAAACAACACUUUUACAAAGAAAUUGGAGAAGAAAAAAAUGACAAUAUAGAGUUACCAAUUGAUGAAGAAGAAGAUGAAAUUGAAGAAAUUGGAGUUUGAAGAAGACUGUCCACCCUCGACCACAGCCGUCGCCGGAGCUACUGCCGCCGCUGCCAUCGUCGAACGCCGGCCACCAUAGCAGCGGGCAAGCCGCUGCUUUAUUCCCGUCGAUGUUCCCCUCUCCGUCGAUGUUCAAUUUAUAGGCAAAGCUUUUCUUCCCGUCGGCAAUUGAAUGACAGAAUUGAUGGCCGAUCGUUGGAGCGUUAAUUGACUUGGUCUUCCGCCUCUUGCGCGAUGAAGAUGAAGAAGCCGGCUCUUCUCUUUUUUUUUCUUUUCUUGCGUGAAGAUAAAGUGAAGGGAGGUUGUAUGGGCUGGUUUUCUUUUGAUGAUAGAUUUGGGCUCCGGCCCAAAUUUAAUCUCUUUUUUCCAAACUUGAACUGAAUUUUGGCCUUCUGCUAUAUUUUUCUCCAAAAAUAAGAUAUCUGAUAAUUUUGGGUUAGGAAAAAUAAAAUUGAAAAAAAAAUGAUUAAAAAACUACUAAUUUUGAAAGAAAAUUAAGAGAUUGUAAAAAUAGAAAUUAAAAUAAAACUAUGCUAAAAAACUAAAAAUUAAACUCUAAAAAUAUUUAAAAUACCUAAAAAAGAAUAAAAAGAACUAACACAAACCCGGCUUAUCAACGACAUAGGUAAUAUAUGGGCGGGUGAAGGCGAAAAUCUUGUCAAAAAAGAGGGGAAAAUAAAAUGAAAACAAUUAAAAGUGUACUAGUAGGAUUAGGAGUCCUGGACUAAAAUUAGCAAAUAUAAUUAGGGCGAAUUUAGGAAACUUGUCAUUCCAUAAUUCCAUAAUUACCCUCCAGGAGGGCCGAAGCAUAUAUAUAUGGAGCAAUCCCAGCCUCUUGCAUUACACGCACUCCACAGUAUCUGAUCUCUUCUUAAUUACCCUUAAUUGAUUUUUCUUGCUGCGCGCGGAUUCAAUUCCAAAAAGCAAGAAGACGAUGACGGCGCGCGCGGCGACACCGCCCGCCGCCGAGGAAUUCGCCGCAGGUCUGCACUUACUGGCGGACGUGUCGCUACUGGUAGAAAGGGGUUUCAGUGGCAGCCCGGAAAACCCCCGCGACCUCAGCCCCGCGGCCAAGUCUCUCCGGGAAUCGGUGAUUCUCGGGAAGCUCAUCAGGAACAUCAGGAACAUGGAUUUCGUCAAAAUGUCCGCCUCCACCAUGCCCUGGUUUCCGCGUGUGGCGGCCCAUAAAAGGAAGAUUUCAUCGGAAAAGGCCCAUUGCUCCCAUCCCCUCGAGCCCAUUAAAGAAGACCCCCAAGAAGAAGAAGAAGAAGAAGUUGAGAUUAAGAAACGGAAGAAGAAGGAGAAUAACAACAACAACAACAACAGCCCGCAGGGACAUGGGAAUGAUUUCCGGGUCGGUCGGGGCUCGGCCUCGGGCAUGCCCGAGAUCUUCAAGGAGAAGAUUGGGGAGCUAGCGGGGCCGAACGCUAUAAUGGGAGGGGAAAAGCUUCUGAUAGAAAAGGCGCUGACGGAAAGCGACACAAAGUUACUGCAAGGGAGGCUGACGAUGCCGGAGAGGAGCAUGGCGGAGAGGGUGUUUCUGACGGAGGAGGAGAAGCGGUUGGUGCGGCAGAAGGCGGCGGUGGGGAACAGACUGGAGGGGAUCGACGUGACGCUGAUCGACCCGUUGCUGGGGAGGUGGGGGGUGAAGUUGAGGAGGUGGAAUAUGGAGAAAGGGGUGGGGAAGCGGAGCAGCGUGUCGUACGCCAUCAACGAUGGUUGGAACAAGGUACUGAAGGCACUCCACUGGGAAAAUGGGAAUGGGGACGGGAUCGUCGUUCAAGUGUGGAGCAUUCGCGUCAAUGGACGCCUUUGGGUCGCAGUCGCCAGGCCAUAGCUUUGUUUUUAGUCUGAUCAUCGAGGACGACGAGGAAGACGACGAGGACAACCAAUUCAACACAACCAUUUAUGCUUUGAUAUGAUCCUUUAAUUUGUGUAGUUCAACACAAACUCUGGUUCAUGUUGGAAUUGAAUUUGCCACUGUUAGCUUAUUAAUUAGUCCAUACAUAUAUAGUUAAGGAUUAACAGUAGUGAUGAUGUUAAUUACUCCCUCCGUCCCGUAAAGUCUUACCCAUUUUGACUAAAGUUGAAAUUAAGAGAGGGAUAAUUU